AUAGAUGUCAAGUUACAAAGGAUGCCACCAAGGGAGAAGGUUGGUGUGGAAAAAUUCUUUACACUAUCCCUCCAGAAACAACGUCAGACAGUGAUUCAUCUGAUUCUGAAGAAUACGAGGAUGCUGACGGAGGGAAGAAGCUGAUGACACAGAUCGAGGACAUCGAGAAAGCUAUCAAAUCCAUUGAUCUUGGUGCCAGUCAAAGUCAACCUCAAGGUGCUUCAGGAGGCCAUGGUCGUCAGCAGCAGCCCAGUAAGCACCAACCCCAGGGGGACAGGCGUGUCCUCCCCACCCACGCACAGCCCCUCCCUGCCCACGUCUUACAGCAGAUGUAUGCCCCCCACCCCCAGGGGCAGACCCUGUAUGGGGGCAGGAUGACGGCCACCAGGCUGCAGCAGGUGGCAGGAGUGACAUCAGAGGCAAUUGAGAGGCUGCACAAGUCUCUGGAAUCCUGUCCACCCCCAGAUGCUGAAGUGGAAGAUCCAGCCUGCCUCCGUGUGAGCCUGCUUACCCAUCAGCGUCAGGCUCUGGCCUGGCUCACCUGGAGGGAGGGGCAGCAUCCCUCAGGAGGGAUUCUGGCUGAUGACAUGGGGUUGGGGAAAACGUUGACGAUGAUCUCCCUCAUACUGACUCAGAGGCAGAACACUGGUGCACGCAACAAGACAAAGGUACCAGUUCCGGAGGGUGUUGUGAAGUCAGGUGCCACCCUGGUGGUGUGUCCAGCCUCGCUGAUUCUCCACUGGAAGGCUGAGGUGGAGCGGCACACAGAGGAGGACACACUGAGGGUGUACCUGUACCACGGACAGAACAGGACAAAGGAUCAUACAGAGCUUGCGGAGUAUGACCUUGUACUCAGCACCUAUGAGCUUGUGCGGAAGGAAUGUUACAGCUGGGCUGCUGACCAGCCUACACAGGAGGAGAAAAAAGAAAACCAGGACGACACAGCCGCGCCCCGGGGUCCCAUGCCUGUACUCCUACGAGUGAUCUGGGACAGGAUCAUACUGGACGAGGCUCACGCCAUCAAGAACCACAAGUCGCAGACGUCUGUCGCUGCCUGCCAGCUGCGGGCGCACAGCCGCUGGGCCAUGACGGGAACACCCAUCCAGAACGACCUGAUGGACAUGUACUCACUGCUGCGCUUCAUGCGAUGUUCACCCUUCGACGAGAUGAAAGUGUGGAAAAAAUGGGUGGAUAACAAGACAGCCAAUGGGAAAGCCCGUCUGAACACGCUGGUGAACAGCCUGCUGCUCCGGAGAACAAAGGGACAGGAGGGGCGGGACGGUCGCCCACUGGUCAGCCUCCCACAAUGCACCAGGGUCAGUCAUGUGAUCAAGCUGUCCGAUGACGAGAGGGCCGUGUACGACAAGUUCUACCAGGAUACCAGAAAAACCUUCCAGAAUUAUCUCCUGCAGCAUGGAGAGAAGGAGAAUGUGAAGGACAGGGUCCCCCCAUCAUCAGUUGGUACAGUCCAAACUGCACCUGCAGGGGACCACAAGACUGCAACAGGACAGCAUCAAAAUGUUCCAGGAGUACAGCAGAAUGUGAAAGUGAGCCACAUCCUGGUGCAGCUGCUGAGGCUGAGACAAUGUUGCUGUCAUCUGAGCCUAAUGAAAGAGGCUGUAGACCAGGAAACCUUUGUGAACGAGGGAAUAGAUCUGACUCUGGAGCAGCAACUGAGGGAGAUGAGCCUCCAGGAUAACAACCAAGUAACAACACCUAGCAACAGUGAUGUAACCACACCUGGCAACACUGACCUGUCCAGCAAAGAUGCAGAGAAGUCCUCCAUGUUUCACUGUGACAAACCAAGUACUAAGAUACAAAAGGUUCUGGGGAUCCUGGCAGACAACAAGUCAAAGUCAACACCUGAGAAGCCAGUGAAGAGUGUGAUUGUCUCUCAGUGGACCAAAAUGCUGGACGUCAUCGGGUGGCACCUAGAGCAUGCUGGGUAUAAGUAUGUUGUGAUCCGGGGUGGGGUUCCCCCCAGGCAGAGGAUGGAAGCCAUGGAACAGUUCAACAGGAACCCCAGGGGGCCGGAGGUCCUGCUGGUGCCAUUACAAGUCGGAGGUGUUGGGCUCAACCUGAUCGGCGGCAGUCACCUGUUCCUACUGGACAUACACUGGAACCCAGCCCUGGAGGACCAGGCCUCGGACAGGAUCUACCGGGUGGGACAGAAGAACAAUGUAGUCAUCCACAAGUUUGUGUGUAAGGACACAGUGGAAGAAGAAAUCCGGGACCUCCAGAAGGCCAAGAAGAACCUGGCACAAGGAGUCUUGUCAGGUGGUGACGUUGGCAAACAGAAGCUGUCCUUGGCUGAUCUGCGACAGCUGUUUGGAUUGUAGUGACACAUGCAAGGCUGGUGGACACAUGACAAUUUAUAUAUUUAUCUAUUCUUACCUAUUUAUUCAUCAUGAAAAUUAUGGAAAAAAAAGGAUCUCCAAUAUUUAUAAAAAUGCCUACAUGUACUCGAUGUAAAGAAUAGGUUGCUGUUUAGUUUGUAAUACAAAGGCACUUCCCGCUGUCAUUAGAUAACUAUCUGAUAAAAUUGUGAAAUGAUGUGAAACAGAAUUAUGUGAAAGAAGAUUCUAUUUAAAAGAAUCACUUAGUUAGGAGUAUUUGCGUGAGGAUAGCAUGUUUUUGUUAGUGUCUAGAUUUUCUGAUGUGCCAAAUGUCCAACAUAGUGGUGCAUGUCCAACAUAGUGGUGCAGCUAUGUAUGUGGCACCAGUUAUUGUCCAUUUUUGGUCAUGUGUGCAAAAAAUAGUUCUAUGUCAAGCAGUUUAAAAAAUCAUGUAGCUAUGAUCCAGGUCCUUCUUUAUACAAAGUAUGGCAAUAAAUUUGAUGUAAAAAUAGAGUUCUCUACAAUUGACACUGCAUUUUUUGGCCUGCAUGUUUUCUACAUCCCACAAACACUAGUACCGGGGUAUCUUUUAGAGGAAGUUAGCAUCAAACUAUGCUGUAUUAUCUAAAUAACUGCUGUAUUUUGCUUAGGUAGCAACUUCCAUUACCAGAUUCAGAGAAGUUUUCUUUUUUUAUCUAAAAACUCUUACAUACAUGAUGUUAUAAUGCUCAAGGACUACAAGAAAAGUACAAGACUUUUUCCUCAAGUCCAUCCAACUUUAUUCCCACUUUCAGCUCAACAGUGCACCACAAGGGAUUCUGGGAAAGGUCAUGGUUGAAGGUUUGUCGUGCCGACAGAAAUGACACAAACUACUCACAUGACGGAAUUUCAAAAAUGAAAUAAUAAGUACGUCACAUUCAGAGAAACCAUUUGGCCAACAGUCUUAGAGGCAUCGCCACCUUUAUUUCUUAACUUGCGUUCACUCCUUCUUGGACCGUUACUUCAUUUUGUCAACACUCUUUCAUUAUCACAAUAUACACAUACAUAUCCGUCAGCAAGCUUGACAGUUUAGCCAGUAGCACAUCUUGUUUCAAAUACGCUUUAAAAGGACAAAAAUUUGUGAACCCUUCUUUGACCACCAGCAUGAGCCACAACAUCAACUCGGUCUUCACAAUCUCUGUAAUCUGUACCCUUACAUUCUUUCAUAUCCAACUUCAAAUAUCUUCACACAGUCUUUUACAGCCCUAUGUCAUGACACAUAACUGGGCAGGUUGGUCACGUGGUUAUGCAAAUAUGGAGGAGCGUUUUGAGGUGGUUCCAAUGGAAAUGUUCGGAAACAAAACCAGAAAUGUGGGAAAGAAGCGGAUGACCCUCCGUCUGCACUGUAGGCAUGUGUGGUGGAGGUUUAUUCCUCCAUGUCUUCCUCCCCCUCUUCUUCCUCAAAUUCACCCUCCUCCUCUGCAGUUGCAUCUUGAAAUGAAAGAGGGCAGU
This is a messenger RNA of Branchiostoma belcheri (Belcher's lancelet), 3827 nucleotides long. Its product is annotated as transcription termination factor 2-like. Gene Ontology annotation, molecular function: ATP binding; ATP-dependent chromatin remodeler activity. Lineage: Eukaryota; Metazoa; Chordata; Leptocardii; Amphioxiformes; Branchiostomatidae. The transcript has 16 exons. The coding region runs from base 144 to 2339 and encodes 731 amino acids. The record is from RefSeq and is a predicted model, not a curated record.